CGUCCGGAGCCGCCGCGCAGCCCGACGCCCGUCCGCAGCCAUGGCCUCGAACCCCAGCCCGCCCUCCCCGCUGCUGGUGCGGGUGUCCGAGCCCGGCCUGAACUUAACUCGGAAGCUGGAAAGCUACUUCCAGAGCCGGCGGUCGGGCGGCGGGGAGUGCAGCGUCCGCAGCCUGGGCUCCGGCGCCUACCGGGUGGAGUUCUUGGAAAGGGCAGCUAAGAAGGGAGUGUUGGAAAAAAAGCAUGAAAUUCUGGUUGAUGACAAAAUUGUGACUAUUUCCCUGGAACCCACUGCAAAUUCAGUAGAGAAGAAUGGAAUGUCUCCAGUGCAAACACACUCACAAGAAGGGGCAAGGUCUGGUGAGAAGCAUCCAAAUGAAGAACAUAUUCCUAAUUCUGUGGAUUCCUGUGUCCAAAAGAUCUUCCUUACUGUCACAGCCGACCUGAACUGUCACCUGUUCUCUAAAGAGCAGAGGGAACACAUAACCACUCUCUGCCCCAAUGUCAAAAAAAUGGAGGGCUACGAUGGAAUUGAGAAGGUGUGUGGUGACUUCAGAGAUAUUGAAAAAAUACAUGACUUCUUGAGUGAGCAACUCCUAAAAAGUGAGCAGAAACAGGAAUCGGCCCCUUUGACAACAGAGAGGGAGCCACUCCAUCAGCAGGACCAGGACAGCUGUGUUUCUCCCUCUGAACCAAGAACGAAGUCAGAAGGAAAAAGCACUUGUUACAAAAUUCCCUUGCCUUUAUUUGAAUACUUCAAAAAUACCUACCCUGAAAAAAUGAACUCGAUAGAGAGAAGAUUUGGUGUAAAAAUAGAAAGCCAGGAGAGUUCUCCGAAUGUAGUCUCUUUAUACUUCACCUCAAGUCAAUCUGGUGACCUCAGAGCAGCCGAAGAGACUUUUGCCAGUGAAUUUCAGAAAAGCAUAGGAAAUAUGGAGCAGGAAUAUGUUGCAUUAGCAGACAAGAAGCAGGCAAAUAAAAUCAAGCCGGGACUAUCACAUUUUCUUGCCCCUCAAAUCUCUGAAAGUCGUGUCAAGGUACCUGUGAAAAUAUUGACUCCGACGUGCAUGGUGAAUGGGAUUGAGGUUGACACGGCUCACUAUAAGUUUUUAGAAGCUGAAUUAUCCCAGGAGAUACCAGAGAUAGAAAAAAAGUACAACACUCAAAGUAAGAUUUUGAGGAAAGGUCAUAAAACCAGCAUUCUAUUUGAACCUAAGGACAAGGAGUUAGAUCUGUCUGUGCAUGCUUAUGCAAGUUUCAUUGAUGCCUAUCAGCAUGUUUCUUGUCAGCUGAUGAGAGAAGUUGUUUCACUGAAACCUUUGGGUAAGGAGAGAAAGGACUUCUCUGGGAUCAAGUUUGCUGAUAACCUUACAAAAAGACAUCCAGGUGUAGACUUUGUGGUAAAUCAAGAAUCAGGAUUGCCAAAUCACGUAGCAAAGGCAAAACAAUAUGUCUUACAGACAGGGGGCAUGUCCCCAUUAGCUGGAGAGAAAUCGAAUGAGGAUCGUGAAACACCCAUGGACGUAGAUAGUAAUGAUUCAGAAACAGUUUUACCAACAUCCCAGCCCUCUGCCAGUUCUGGGGCAUCAGGAAUGAACAAGGAAGAGGAUAUCUGUAUCAUCUGUUUGGAGCCCAUUGCUAACAAGCUAGUGCUACCAAAGUGCAAGCACGAAUUCUGCACCCCUUGUAUCAACAAAUACAUGACAUAUAAGCCAGUCUGUCCUGUGUGCCAGACUGUUUAUGGUGUCCUAAAAGGGAAUCAGCCAGAGGGAACGAUGUCUGUCAAUUAUGUAAGAGAUUCACUUCCAGGUUAUGAAGCCUAUGGCUCCAUCGUGAUUAAUUACGAUAUGAGAGGAGGCAUACAAACAAAAGAGCAUCCACGCCCAGGAAUGCCAUAUUCUCGAACACACCGAACUGCAUUCUUGCCUGCUAAUGAGGAAGGAAAGGAGGUUUUGACACUGCUUCAAAAGGCCUUUGACCAAAAGCUAAUUUUCACAGUGGGGGAUUCUCGAGUUACAGGAGCGUCAGACGUCAUUACAUGGAAUGAUAUCCACCACAAAACCUCCAGGAGUGGGGGACCAGCAAACUAUGGCUAUCCUGAUCCUGAUUAUCUGAAACGCGUCAAGAAGGAGCUGAAAGAUAAAGGAAUUGAGUAAGAAGACUGCUGGAAGGAUAUUUGAGCCAAGCGUUCCAAAGACACAGUUGAAAAGGCAGAGUAAAUACCAAUGUAAAUCUUAAUGUAGAAACAACCUUUAAAAAUACUCAUCUCAAGGAGAUUCAUGUAAGAGUAAGAAUCUGGUAGUCUGUCAUUUCUGGAUUGUCACUUUUUAUGAAAGAUAAAAGCCCCAAAGAUCUACCAGUAUGUGAUUUUUGCUGCAGAGGUCUUGUGCCUCAUUCUUGUGUCAUUGUUGGGGGGAAUGGAGUACUGUGGGUCUGAAAUCAUCUUUGUGCUCUUCAGUUGAAAUAUUGGCUGCCAAUUGAUCCUUUUUAAAUUACCAUCUCUGGGUGGUCCUUUAGUUUUUGUUGGUUGGUUGGUUGGUUGGCUGGUUGGCUAGCCCUUUAAGUACCGCAAAGGUAAAAUCCUAGUGUGAAUGGGUGAGGGGAGAGGCUUUGGUUAAGGAAAAUUAAGACACAUUUCCCUCCCUGGUGGCCAGAAAAAUGGCCAGGGGCAAAAAUUGGGCAACCUUUGCUAAUAAAUAGUAUAAGGCUAUUAUUUUUCAUGACAUAGAGCCUGGUAUAUACAGUUGGUGCAUAAUAUAUUUUUGCUGCCUGAUUCAGGAUGCUAAUAUCCCAGCAGAGGGAUAUAUAUACUCCCUAAAUCUUGAGCAGAGUCAGGAGUAAGAAGCCAUUUCUGAAGUCUUCACCACUGAUUUGGAAAACUGAAUUUCUUAUCUGGUUAUCACAUCCCAGCCUCUCUCUGAAAAUGAUGAACAAGAUGUCUUUUUCUUUUCCUAAAGACACACACACACACACACACACACACACACACACACACACACACAUUUUUGGUUAGAGGGUAAUAGUUAAUAUUUAUUGUGGACUUACUUUGUCCCCUUUGUAAGAUCUUUAUAUCUGUGUGAUUGAUACUAUUAGCAUCCCUAUUUUAUAACUGAGAAAACUAAUUAAAAGAAAGGAUACCUUGACAAAGGUCACAUAGUUAAUAAGUAGAAGUGCUGGGAUUUGAAGGAGACAGUUUGGCUGCAAGGCUUCUACACCCCAGAGCUAUACUGCCUCCCAUAGGGGGACUUCUCCAUGGAGUGACUGAGGAGUUCCUGUUAUUCUGGUCUUCUCUCAAAAAAUGCAUUCCUACACAUUGCUCACAGCACAUUUCCUCCAAAGAAGUCCUAUUUGAAGAACUUAAAAACCCAGAAUCUUUUCCUUUAUCUAGAGAGUUGAGGAAGCUUAAACUAAAUGAUAGGCCUUUGAAAAUAUUAGAUGAUACAUUUAAUUUUUGAUUAUUCAUUAAAAUCUUAACCAUUGUGAGUAGUUAUUUUGUAUCUAUUAAACUUUUAGCUAAAUUUGCUUCAAAAAACCAAAAGUUUGGUUCCUGCUUAGGUCUAGAUCCUUGAUUACAAUGUAGUGUGUGCAUUGGCAUUUUAAUGGUGUGAGUGGUUGGUGAGCUUUAGAUUGUUGCUUUUGCUCUGUGUGAGGUAUUAUCAGCUGUAUCUGCUUCAAAUAAAGUUACAUAUUAGGAA
Messenger RNA from Eptesicus fuscus (big brown bat), 3694 nucleotides. RefSeq names its product deltex E3 ubiquitin ligase 3L (gene DTX3L). Gene Ontology annotation, biological process: Notch signaling pathway; protein ubiquitination. The transcript has 5 exons. The record is from RefSeq and is a predicted model, not a curated record. The coding region runs from base 41 to 2155 and encodes 704 amino acids. Gene Ontology annotation, molecular function: metal ion binding. Lineage: Eukaryota; Metazoa; Chordata; Mammalia; Chiroptera; Vespertilionidae.